AUGGCUUCCCCUCCGGCAGAAAUGCAGCCCGGCCAGAUGCAUGACGUGGAAAAGGUCACCGACUCGUGCCGCGAAUCGUCGAGCUUGGAGGUAUCGGAAGAUCAGGCCCUCGCGAAAGCUAGAAGCAGUCCGAAUGAUGCGCUCCCAAUCGUCAUUACCUACGGCCUCAAUGAUCAAGACAACCCACGAAACUGGCCCAAGUGGAAAAAGUGGUAUAUCACCUGUCUCGUGAGCAUGCUCAAUGUAUUCACAACUUGGUGCGCAGGAGGUAUCUCAUCCGGGGCGACUGGAAUUCAGAAAGAGUUUGGAGUUUCCGCCGAGAUCACCACGUUGGCCCUGUCGCUGUAUGUUCUGGGUUACGCGAUCGGUCCAGUCCUCCUCGCUCCGCUAUCGGAAUACUUUGGGCGCCAGCCGGUAUACGUGGUGUCGUGGUUUAUUCUGUUCAUCUUCCAGCUCCCUCUUGCUCUUGCACCCAACAUCGGCACCAUAUUGGUCUGCAGGUUUAUCGCAGGAUGUGCCGGAGGUGCCCCCUUGACCAACACUGGAGGUAGUAUCAGUGAUUUGUGGGAAAGAAAUGAGAGUGGUGGCCCGAUGGCCGUUUAUGGACUGAGCAGCACUUUCGGUCCCCCCAUGGCUCUGGUCGUCACGGGUUAUAUUGGCCUGAACUGUGGAUGGCGUAUGAUCUUCUGGGUGCUCAUGGCCAUUUCUGGCGGCGUUUGGAUCCUCCUGGUCGUUACAGUUCCCGAAACGCGUCAUUCGGCCGUCCUGCAAAAGAAAGCCAAGCGGGCGCGCAAGCAGAUGGCAAAGGAGAAUCUACGGUCGGCGGAAUCCACCGUUGACCUUCAUGCCGGUGACCGAAAAGGCCUGCACGAGUUGUUCGCCAUCACCCUCACGCGGCCCUUCCGUUUCUUGUUUUCAGAGCCUAUCACACUGUUCUCCGCCAUCUACAAUGGGUUUAUCUACGGACUGGUUUAUCUCUUCAACGAGGCGAUCCCCCUCGUCUUCGGCCCGCCGAAGGGGCAUCCCUUCAACGGCGGUCAACAAGGUCUCGCAUUCCUCGGCCUGGCGAUCGGUCCCAUCAUUGCCUUCUGCUUUUAUCCACUUCAAGAACGGUACUAUCUCCGGCGCGUUGCUGAGAAUAAUGGAAAAGGUGUCCCCGAGGCACGUAUGUGGAUGGCGCGAGGCGGUGCACUUCUCCUUCCCAUCAGCCUCUUCUGGUUUGGAUGGACUAGUUACCGAUCGGUUCACUGGAUCGUUCCGAUCAUUGCGUCUUCCUUCUUCGGUGCCGGCAUUUAUAUCGUGAUUCUGAGCAUUCUUAAUUACGUCGUCGACAGUUAUCAGACCUACUCAGCUUCGGCCCUUGCCGGCGUGAUUUUGGUACGCAAUGUGGUCGGCGCUGGUUUCCCUCUGUUCGCCACUCAGAUGUACGAGAAAUUGGAUUACGAAUGGGCUUCCAGUCUUUUGGGAUUCAUUUCCAUUCUCCUGGUACCUAUCCCGUUUAUCUUUUUCUAUAAGGGCAGGGCUAUCCGGCUUCGGAGCCCCUGGGCAAGAGAGCACUUUGACCAGCAUGAGGACAAUCCUCAUUGA
Penicillium cinerascens is the source of this 1587-nucleotide messenger RNA. Its product is annotated as MFS transporter. The transcript is spliced from 2 exons. Bases 1 to 1587 code for a protein of 528 amino acids. The record is from RefSeq and is a predicted model, not a curated record. Lineage: Eukaryota; Fungi; Ascomycota; Eurotiomycetes; Eurotiales; Aspergillaceae. Gene Ontology annotation, biological process: transmembrane transport. Gene Ontology annotation, molecular function: transmembrane transporter activity.